AGCAAAGCAGAGGAAUGAGGAGAAAAGGCAACUGGGAGCUUUCUGCAGUCAGUUAGCAACGCCCCACCUGGCACUGCACUGCUUAAGGAAGUGUACUAUUAUUAGUGUUACUCAUCAUGGCGAAUCGAAGGAGCACUGCUAAUUUCAUGGAUGAUUGGAAAUCACCAGAUUUAGCACAGCUGACAACUUUUGUUCCCCAAAUGCCUACUAUAGAUAGUAAAUCAAAAAACUUCUAUUUACUCACAGCUCCUUUUGCAGCUCUUGGAGCACUUUCACCAAGUGAGAAGAAAAUAUCCAAGGCUGCCUGGCCCUUGAGACAACGCUGCUUCCGUAUACAGGCUGGUUUGAACAAUCGCUGGCAGUUUCCUUAUGACUUAAGUUGUGAUCUCUUAGGAGCUGCACAGGCCAAUAAGGCUUAUACAGCUGGCCUCAAUGAGACCCUCAGAAGGAUGAUGACAGCUGAUACACCUGUAUCUCUGUUUGAUGAAUCAGAGGACUUGACCCCAAAACUGAAAAUUCAGACACAACUCUGUAAGACUAAGACACACUUAUCACAACAGGUUCAAAAGGGCAGCAAGCUGGAUAGGUUACAAACCCAUCUACCCAAAACAAAAGAAGUCCUCUUUUCCCACACACAGAAGCUGGGUGAAGACAUGGAUCCAGAUGUGUCCUUAAAAUGCUUGGGCUUCUUGUGGGAUCUUCAUCGUAUCUAUCUAUUUAAAUCCAAGACACUGUCACAGCUUUUAAUUACAGCAGUCGAGUCAAGUAGCCCAAGUGAUUUGGAAAGCAUAAAAGGAAACAAAUACAAUAAUCAGUCUAGUCUGGCUGCCCAGAAAAGUAAAGAAUAUGCUAAAGAAAACCCAAAAUUGCGAGCAGUCACUAUUUCAUUGGACAUUCAAGACCCAGAAAUCACUAGAGUUGGCUUUGCUAUAGCACUCAAGAAUUUAUACAAUACAGAACCAGAAGUAGAAGAAGCUGAUGUUUUGGCAGUCCUGGCAGCUGCGUCAGCGCUGCAGUUUCCUAGCCUGUUCCAGAAGUGUGUAUCCAUAAUGAAGAAUGGUAUUUCAUCAGCCAAUGUAUGUAGUUAUUACUCUGCUGCUUGCAAGUACAAACAGGAAAACCUGAAAACAGACUGUGAAAGGUGGUUAGAGCUGAACCUGGUUUCUCACCUUGGCUUUGAGAUCCAUCUGCAGAAUCUACCACAAGAGCUACUGCAUAAAGUGCUGAAAUCUCCCAGGUUAUUUACAUUCAGUGAAUUCAGCCUACUGAAAACUACGCUGUGUUGGGUCUUCCUACAGCUAAACCCAAAGGUUCAGAUAAUUCCAUCACAUGAAAAAGUCUUGAUGUAUUUUAGCAGUUUACCCAAGAGAUGUUCCUUCUUGGAAAGGGAUAUAGGACAGCGAUACAUAGCUAUUUUUCAAUCCCUUCGUUUACAUGGAAUCACUUCAAGUAAGCAUCUAAAGGAUUUACAGAAGAUUAACUUCUUCCCAGUGCCAUGGCUGACACAGAUCCUGUCCAACCAUUACCAUGCACUGGAAAGUGGUGGUGACAUGCCAUUCCAGAAAGAUUUUUCCACACAAGCUGUGAGAUUUGGUCUGGUACUUAAACAGGAGCCAAGAUAUCAUGAGGAAAUAAUUUCCAUGUAUGGAUUCUUCUUUGAGAUGAAAGCAAUCAGACAUGAAGCUUCAAUGUACAGUUUUUACAUUAAAAGAGUAAAACACACAGACCCAGUUUUAUCUUUUCUUGCUGCUGAAUGUAACUGUGUGAGCCUGAGACAGGAGCGUGAAGUUAAAUAUGAAAUAAAAGCACACUACCUGAUCAAUGGGAAAUGGAGGGAAUUCAGUACUGAUAAACUUACCCAAAAAUUUGGAGUUACAAAACCAUCCUGCAAAAGCCAGGUCCUCAAAGCAUGGAUACCAUCAAUUCCCAUCUAUGUGACGUAUGCUCUUCUUUUUCCAUCGUCUUAAUUCACUAAAAGUGUACUAGGGUUUUGUUGCCUGAAGAACUGAUUCCGGUACCUGAUAUGAUCAUCUAGUAGAAUGUCAUAUGUAAAGGGUGCAUUCUGCUUAGCCAACUAACCACAUUUCUCAGAGCAUGAAAAUAAAAACUGCAACCUUUCCUCGA
This is a messenger RNA of Gavialis gangeticus (Gharial), 2124 nucleotides long. RefSeq names its product BTB domain containing 16 (gene BTBD16). The transcript is spliced from 17 exons. Lineage: Eukaryota; Metazoa; Chordata; Crocodylia; Gavialidae. The record is from RefSeq and is a predicted model, not a curated record. Bases 117 to 1967 code for a protein of 616 amino acids.